AUGGCGGCGUCUCCUCCCAGCGGAAAGGGCUGGGGAAGCCGCGAAAAGUUCGCCGGCGUGGCGACGGCGGAGAAGAGUGGUGAUCCCGAAGGGGACACCAAGCUGACCCUCACAGCCUUGGUGGGGCAGCUGCAGCGAGAUGAUCUCGAAGGAGACAUCAGCCCGAAGAGCGUGCAGAGCUCAGACAGUGAGCCUGCACCCCUGGACGAGGAGAUUGCUGAGCCGCAACUCCAGCUCGUGGAUCCCUUAGAGGACCACGAAAACGUCUGGGUGAUGCUGGACGAGGGCUGCAACCAGACAUGCCACGGGACGAAAUGGAGGGCUCACUCCUCAAAGGUCCUGGCCAAGUUUGGGUUGCGGUUCACCAGCGUGCGCUCGAGCGGCACGAGCUUCAAGGGCAUUGGAGCGGCUCGAGCGACGGGCAAGUUCGCAAUGCCGUUCGCCCUCCGCAUCAUGCCGGAGAGCGGAGGCCUUCGCCGGAGCACUCGUCUGCAGGGAGAGCUCUCCAGCGUGGAGCUGGACUCUCCGGACGUGCUCUGCCUCCUGUCCUUGCAGGAUCAGGUUCAGCUUGGCCUGAUCAAGGACCUGAGGCACGGCGAGUGCCGAAUCUCGGGAUACGCCGGGACACUGCAGUUGGCGAGGCACUCGAAGACCGGCCUCCUCCUCCUGUGCGUGAGCCAGUUUGGGGCGAACGUUACAGAGAGGCACAGAAAGUUUGCAGUGAAUCCGGAGGGGACAAGCACGGCGUACAUGCUGUCCGAGAUGGUGAAGGAGACCGAAGGGCAGCGGAAGAACGUUUUGGUGGUCACGUUGGGCUUGGAGAAGCUAGAGACCUGCCAACGUGGGCGCGGCACCUACCGUGGACUCACGGAACUUAUCCGUGGUAUGCGAAAGGGGCAGUCGCACGAGUUCUCGCUGAACAACGAGGCCCACGAGGACACGCUUCUGGAAAGCCUGCGCCAGAACUUUGAGUCCUUCCGGGACUACGCCACGGAGCAGAUCCUUUUUCUGGACUGCCGGCACAUGAACGACCCGGGCAAGGACAAGUCCCUCAGGGACCACUUAGGCACGUACCCCAAGAACGUGCAAGCCAUGGUUUUGGAUCCAAAGACGAAUGGAAAAUGGGUGGCGUUCAUGAAGGAGGUCGUGCCGGCCGUGCACAAGCUCAUCCAGGAGAACGAGCAGUGCGUGAUCUUUAUGUUUUGCAAAUCGGGAAGACACAGGUCUGUCUCGAAUGCAAAGAUCAUGUACGAUCUCAUAAAGGAGACGUACGAAGUGGAAGCGAGUCUACUUCACCUUUGCGACGGCUACAACUGGCGAUAUCUAUGCGGUGGUUGCGCGGAGUGCAACUGGGAGUCCAAGGAGGCUCGAAGCACCGCAGAGAAGGUGAUGGACUUCGCAAGGGAGCGCUGGUACGAGUUCGUGCCCAAGGUGUGGGUGCGAAAGGAUGGCCAGCGCCGCCUGGGCGACGAUGGCGUCGUGGUGGAAGAGCCGAUCCCUUCGGGGACAGCUCAGGCAGCGGGCGCGGGAUCAAGCAGUGACCCGCCGCAGCCUGACUCGGCUGUCAAGCAAGAGGCCGCUCAGGACGAGCAGCUCGAAGACGAGGACCACGACGAGGGCGACACCACUGGGGCAGCCGAGGCCAGUGCCAGUUCGAAGGCACCGGCGCAGCCUUUCACGGUGGAGACCCCAGACGGUGUGUCGGUGCCAGUCCACGACCUGCGACCCGAGCUGGAAGGAUUAGAUGACAAGUCCCUUGAAAAGGUAAGUUUUCUUUUUCUUUCUAGGGUUUAUAGUGUCUUCAACCCAGCGAAGCUUACGGAAGUCACUACGCUGGUCGCCAAGUACGUGGACCACACCUCGCUCACCUGCGCCGUUGCCGUGAAGUACUUAGACUACGAGGCGGCGAAGGCACUUUUGUCGUCGCUGGUGGCUGACGUCCGAUCCGGAAAGCGGACGGAGAAAGAGUGGGACACUGACCUGGAGCUGGCUAACCGGAGCCUGGACCAGGCGAUCCUCCAGCUGGACGAGGACAAGGCCGCGGCACAACCUGGCGCAACCACAGCUGGAAGGACGACCGCUCAAGCGGACACAAGAGGCACGGUGAAGUUGCCUUCAAAACUUGGUUACAGCCAGGCGUGGGUCACGAAGGUCCCGACGGAGUUGCAGCGCUACCGCAAACACGUGGCGAUCCAAUGGACGUCCGAUGGGCCCUGGGAGUGGCGCGAGACCAACGUGGCCGCUCACUCAUGGGUUUACUUCGGCGACCGUUGGGACCAGCACCCGCGCCACAUGUUGGUGUUCUUGGUCCCGCCACGCGGUGGCAGUGCCUUCUACGUUGGAGGCAUGCUUCCGGAUCUCAUGGCUUCCGACCUGAAAGUGAUGAAGAAGGAGACCGGAAAGAUGUUUGAGGAUUCUUGCAAGAACCUCAACACGCACGACGACCUGCUGAUGCAGGCCUUGGGGCUCCCGUCGGUGGCGAUCACGGGCGAGCCGCCCACGAUCUACGCCCUGGCGAACUCGGAGUUCCAGCCCGGAUCCCUUGAGAGGACCGGCGCCAAGGUGAUCGUGCGACACCCUGGCUACCGUAUGAUCCUUCUGGACGACAUCGGUUGGCAGAAGCAAAUCUCUAAAGAGAUUGCUAAGAUCCGUCCCGACCUCCUGCUGUUGGUGUACAGUUUGGAAGACCAGGUAGGUCUCACCCCGCAGGUACAGACCUGGCUCCAGUCCCUCUCCGCGUACACAAAAGAAGCGAUAGGUGAAGUCAUGUCUAGUUGGGCGAACUGUGACCAUGACAUACACUAUUCACCUGUGAGCAUCGACACAGUAGGCACGCAAGUUGGUUUUGCCGAAACCUUGUUGCUUGUGUUGCAAGAGGGCUGUGUAGAGGACCACGUUGCUGAAGCGUUUCCUGUUGAGGCAAGGCAGGAUGAGGUCGAGGAAUCUGGUACUCUAGAUGCUAUAGUGGAUCCCAGAGACAAUAGGACCGCUUUCAUGGAUGAUCUGGAACUCGCCGAGGAAGCAGACAUCUUAGACACGUUGCCUUUAGCAGGGUUUCCGAAGGAAGAGUCCGAGAGGAGAAAGGCAUGGUCUAAGGUACCAAGGCGUGUUCGCUUGGGGAUCAGGAGGUUGCACACCAUGAUGAACCACAAGCCUAAGGAAGUGCUAGUUCAGGUACUUCGUGGGGCAGGUGCUUCUGAAGAGUUGGUGAAUGCAGCUAAGAUCUUCAAGUGUGAGUCUUGCAGGGUUAGCGAAGAGAAGGUUCGCACACACCCUGUGUCAGCUCCACCACCUUACGAGUUCAACCACACAGUUUCGGUGGACGUGCUGGAGACUGCAGACUCAACAGGCGCAAAGUUUAGCUGGCUGAACAUUAUAGAUGUCGGCACAAGCUAUCAAGUUGUGACCUUGGUCCGCGUUGGUGGCGGACAGCCGAGCUCGGCCAAGUGCUUGCAGAAGUUCAUGCAGCACUGGGUUUCCCCUUUUGGGUGGCCAAAGGUGGUUUCCCACGACCGUGGUUUACACAACCGGGGCGCUUUCGCUCACGGCUUGGGUAGCCAUGGAGUCCAGAUCCGCCAAGCCGGACUGGAAUCGCCUGAGCACAUAGGGAAGUGCGAAAGGCAUGGAGGCAUCAUAAAGCGAGCCUUUAAGCGUUUGGUCAAGGACCACAACGUUGUGGGCAAAGAUGAUGUCAAGGUGGCGAUGCUCGAGGCGCAGGUCGCAAAGAACGAGUUCAUGCGUGUUGGAGGCUUCAGCCCCACCCAGUGGGUGCUUGGACGCCUGCCCAGAGGAGUGGGCCACGUUUUGGACGAGGAAGAGCUAGGACAGCUUGGAGUCUUGUCGGGCAGGUUAGAUGCCACGACUGCGUUCGGCCGCCAGGCCGAAUUCCGCCAUACUGCCAGAAAGGCAUUCGUCCAUGAGGAUUGCAGUCGCAGGGUACGAAAGACCGUGUUGCGCAAGGCGGCUCCCCUGCCGGGGAAAUACCAAGCUGGCGAUCUAGUUUGCUAUAGGAUCGCGCGAGAUGAGCAUUCAGGCGUUAGUACGUGGUCGACUGUUAGUAAAAUAAUCGGCUUCGAUAACAAAACGGUCUGGGUGGUGCAUCAGGGCGUGCCUGUGGCGACCAGCUUGGCGCGACUCAGACCGUGCACAUCGGCUGAGGUUCUAGCGUUCCAAGUGUUGAACCGUGGCAACAUACAGUACGAGCACGCGGAGGUUGAACGCGAGCAGCAAAGGUACAUUGAUGCCACCGGGGAUGAUCUAUUGCUAGACGACCCAGAAGAGCCGGACGGAGGAAUUGGGAUAGGUACUCCGAUCCAAAUGGACGCCGAAGCAGAUCCUCCGGAGACUGCGGCCGCUGCUCCAGAACGAGCUGUUCGAAGGAGAGUUGGAGCAACACGUGAAGAGUCACGGGCCGUGACUGUGGAGGAGCCAGAGGACGAACAGGUGGACCCUCCAGGAGGGAUCCAAGAGCCGAUGGCUGAGGACACGGCGGUGGACGCCGAUGGUGAGGCCGAGGCCACGGAAGGCAGCUCAGCGCUCCUUUUGAGGGCUUACGCUAGCCACUUCUGGACGAAAGAGGAAAGAACCGUUUGGAACUCACUCCCCGGGGAGAAGGAGUACGAGGCCUUACGGGUUUUCUUCGCAGACCGCGUCGAGGACGACAAGAAAGUGACGCAGUGGCGCAAGCGCCGCAAGAACUUUACGUCCAAGAAGCAGAAGGAGAAGCACGGGAAGAUCCUAAUGUACCACAAGUGCCCUGAGGAUGUCCAGAAGGAGUUGGACAAGAGUAGAGCAAAGGAAUGGGCAAAGUGGCAGGACUUCAGUGCUGCGAUCAUUCUUGAUGACGCUCAGUAUGAUGAGUUGAUCCGUGAAGGACAUCAAGUCAUACCUACCCAAUGGGUAGAGCUGGACAAGAACCACAACAAGAGGUUACUUGAUCCUACUGUGGAGGCCAACUACAAGAGUAGAUUGGUUGUUCGGGGUGAUCUUGAGAAGGGUGUUGAGACCGGGAGCUUCAGGUACUGCGGGAAAGAGAUAAGCCAAGACGAGGAUUUCAAUAUCCAUGUGACCUGCAGCGAGACAACGAGGAACGUGAACAAGAUUCACGUCGACAAGAGGAGGCACCCGGGAGAUCCCUUAACGGACUCUGACAAGACGCAGAUGAAGAGCGUCGCUGGUUCCCUUGCUUGGGUUUGCAGACAAUGCCGACCCGACUUAAGCUAUAGGGUAUCCAAGAUCCAGUCGGCUUCUAGCAAUGGUACCGUCGCUGACAUCAGAGAUGCAAACAAAGCGGUCGAGUACGCUAUUAGCACAUACGACAGAGGACUUGUUUUCAAGUCUGGGCUGUUGGACUGGAAGACACCAGGGGCUCUUUUGAGUCUGGUGAUCACGGACGCUUCUCACGCGAAUGAGUCCGAAGAGAUGAUCAUAAACGAGAUGACAUCUGUGGAAGGACACCGGAGCCAAGGUGCAAGGAUGGUGUUUCUUACAGACGGCGCCCUGUGGAAAGGGAACAAAGGUAGCAUUCAUCCCAUCUUGUGGGCGAGCAACCUCGUUCGGAGGGUAUGUCGCUCCACCAUACAGGCAGAGGCCUACACACUUCAGGCAGGUGUGGAGGACGGUGACGUGCUGAGAGCAGCUGUCACUGACAUCUUCGGAUGCCUCGAUAUGAAAAGGUGGGAGGCUACGUCGGCCAAGUUUGUGAAACGGAUCUGGAUGACAGACUGCACGAGUCUGGAACUGACGCUUUCGAAUCCGAAAUGCAAUAAGCAUUCGGACAAGAGAUUGAGCAUCGAGAUCGCGUCUCUCAGACAGGAGCUAUGGCGCAAAGCUGGCGAGAAAGCAGGAGAUCCGUUUUACGACGACUACAAGCCAGUGGAUGAUCAGUUAACUGACAUCGUCAGAUGGAUAGACACUGACGUGAUGAUCGCUGAUCUGUUGACGAAGGUCAUGGAGCCGGAGUUUUGCGGUGCCAAAGCUUUGCACCUGGCUGCUGCGGCGAAUCAGCUGCGGGCCCUCGACUUUCUGGUGUCCCGAAAGAAGGACAGCAUCAACGAGAAGGAUGACCAAGGCCGCGUGCCUUUGAUCCACGCGGUGGUGGGGCGUGCUGCUGAGGCCAUCGUUUGGCUUGUUCGACGUGGAGCCGACCUGCAGGCUUGCGACGCUUUUGGCCGCAGCUCCCUGCACUGGGCCGCAGUGAUCGGGUCCUCCUCGUCUGUGGCCGUGCUGCGCACGCUGGGUGCGCCGCUGGCUGCUCGCGAUGGCUCUGGUGACACAGCCCUCGGACUGGCGGUAAGGGGCGCCCAACUGGAAGUGGUGGAGUACCUGGUGCUGACUGUCGGCAUUACUCCGGAUGAGCAGUCAGAGGCCCUUACCUGCCUGCAGCCGUCGCCCUGCCGAUUCUGGCUGAGGCGGUGCCUGGAGAGCAAGGUUGGUUGCCACGAGCCACUCGGCGGCGGCUUCCUGGACCCUCGUUUGGGCUGCGGCCUCCCUUUGGAGGCCCGGUUCUGGCGGGGCCCGGAGCAGAUCCACGUAGAGCCACGGCAGGCCUGCAUCCUUUGUGGUGUCCUGGCGCUGAUCGGAGCUUGGGUAUUGCUAAGGAGCGAUGGCGGCGCUGAGCUGGACAGCGCCGGCCGCCUUGCAGUGGUGGCCUCCCUCGUGUCGACUUGCAUAGGUUCUGUUUGUUUUGUGGCAGCGGCCCGGCGUUGCCCCGGCAGUGUGACCCCAUCUCCAGAGCGACGGGCCAGGUAUCGCGAGGCCUUGGACCACGCAGCAGCUGUGCGGGCUGCUGACCCGGACUCCUCCGAGUUUUGCUGGUGGGGCACCAGGGCACCGAUGCACCACGAGCUGGAGAUGCUGGGCCCAGAGAGGUCCAAGUACUGUACCACCACUCGGCAGUGCGUUCCCAUAUUCGACCACUACUGUGCCUUCCUUCGAAACUCGAUUGGACCAGGCAACUACGCGGCCUUUUUUGCCGCCAUGCUUUGCGCAGCUACGACCUGUUUAGCGCUUGCGUGGGCCUUCUGGAGGGUCGCUGCUUGGCAUCCUUGGCUUUGCAAAGGAGCUGCUUUUUUCUUUGCCCUCGUGGCGCUGCCGCUCCUGGGGAUGCUGGGCUUCCAAUGCGCUCUGGCUUCCUACGGCGUGACCACCUGGGAAAUGCUGCAGAUGGUCAAGGGGAGGCCGGUGCCAUACUUGCUGGACGCGAAGGGCGACUACUGCAACCCUUACCACCGGGGCUUCCUCCGCAACCUGUUCGUUCGGCUCUCCGGGGACGUCGCCGACACCCCGGACGGUGCAGAGCAGGUCUGA
This is a messenger RNA of Symbiodinium sp. CCMP2592, 7308 nucleotides long. The record is from the annotation of a GenBank genome assembly. NCBI's taxonomy places the organism in Eukaryota, Dinophyceae, Suessiales, Symbiodiniaceae.